Molecule: messenger RNA, 327 nt
Organism: Microthlaspi erraticum
Lineage: Eukaryota; Viridiplantae; Streptophyta; Magnoliopsida; Brassicales; Brassicaceae
Source: the annotation of a GenBank genome assembly
AUGCAGAUUUCCAACUUCCAAGUUGACAUCUCUAGAUGGAACUCUGUUUUCUGCAGCACAUCAUCGUUUUGUUUCUACUUGGCGUCUUUGUUCUUCAUUCAGUCCGCUAAGGAGCUCCAUCCAACUUCCCGAUUGACGAUUUUCACUCCACUUGACGGUAUGCUCUUCGUCGAUCGAUCGACGGAGCUAAACCGAUAUCUCCACAGAAGACUCCUUCCUCGACGUUAUCGAUUCAGCCAGGAGUUGUACAUGAUUGACAAGGCGAGACCUUGUUUGCUUUCCGGAGGGAUUCAGAGAGCUGAUUUCUCCAAUGGUAGCAACAGUUAA